Molecule: messenger RNA, 532 nt
Organism: Coregonus clupeaformis (lake whitefish)
Lineage: Eukaryota; Metazoa; Chordata; Actinopteri; Salmoniformes; Salmonidae
Product: small ubiquitin-related modifier 1
Exons: 5
Coding region: 213-518 (101 amino acids)
Biological process (GO): protein sumoylation
Cellular component (GO): nucleus; PML body
Molecular function (GO): protein tag activity; ubiquitin-like protein ligase binding
Source: RefSeq, a predicted model, not a curated record
CCACUCGACUCUCGCAGCGCUACAACCGUCAUCGAGUUGGGCACCGGGCGUGUCGGUAUAGCCUCUCUCUCCCGGGGAGAUCCACCUCUUUCUAACGACGUCACGGAGCGACGGGUUUUCGGAGGCGAGGGGUUUUUGUUGAAGAAAAGCGAAGAGAUUGUUGUUGUCAACACGAGUUUCUAUACUGCCCUAGCUACUUUACAGAGAACAAGAUGUCAGAUACAGACACAAAACCUUCAAGUCAGGAUGGGGGAGACCAAAAGGAUGGCGAGUACAUCAAACUGAAAGUGAUCGGUCAGGACAACAGUGAAAUUCACUUCAAAGUGAAGAUGACGACCCACCUGAAGAAGCUGAAGGAGUCUUAUAGCCAGAGACAGGGUGUCCAUAUGAGUACCUUACGGUUUCUAUUUGAGGGACAAAGAAUCUCAGACAACCACACUCCAAAAGAGCUGGGGAUGGAAGACGAGGACGUCAUCGAGGUCUAUCAGGAACAGACUGGAGGACGUCGAAAUAAAUAAUCUACCUGGAUUUA